UGCUUCGGCACCGCUUAAGUUUGCCAAAAUGCUGUCUAGGUAGACAGUACAUUACGUUUUGAAACACAACCCGAGUAUUUAAGGGGAGGAGAAUCAGCGCUCGUGUGAAAAUGGCGUCUCCGAAAACAGUGCCUAAAGAUGCACAGGUUAUGAUGCAGAUUCUUAAGGACAUGGGGAUCACGGAGUACGAGCCCAGAGUGAUCAAUCAAAUGCUGGAGUUUACAUACAGAUACGUAACAACUAUUAUUGAAGAUGCUAAAAUAUAUUCCACCCAUGCCAAAAAGUCCAGUGUGGAUGCAGAUGAUGUGAGGUUAGCAAUCCAGUGUAGAGUGGAUCAGUCUUUCACAUCUCCUCCACCACGAGAUUUUCUGUUGGACAUUGCAAGACAGAAGAACCAAACUCCUUUGCCCCUGAUCAAACCAUACACAGGCCCACGUCUUCCACCAGACCGCUACUGUCUCACUGCACCAAACUACAAACUGAAGUCCUUGCAGAAAAAGGUGCCUUCAUCUGCGGGCAGGAUAACAGUGCCACGGUUAAGUGUGGGGGCAGUGUCCAGUAGACCAAGCACUCCAACUCUUGGUACGCCAUCAGUGCAGACAGUGGGAACUAAAGUGGGGACGCCUGUGUCACUGACCGGCCAGCGCUUUACAGUUCAGAUUCCCUCCUCACAGGCUGCCUCUGUCAAAUCAGCUACUCCUACCACUCCCACAGUUCAAAAUGUCCUCAUCAACCCCUCUCUCAUUGGCUCCAAGAACAUCCUAAUUACUACCAAUAUGGUGUCACAGAAUUCAUCUAGUGACUCCACCUCUCUUAAGAGGAAGCAUGAAGAUGAGGAUGACUAUGAUGCUUUAUGACCUGCUGUGGUUUCUUACUAGUAUAGAAGUGAUUCUGUAAAUAACCAAUCGAUAACUAUGAAUUUGCCUUUCAGUAGCUUUGUCUUGUUUAGAUACUUACACAAUAACAGCCAAUUACCAUUUAUUGUUCAUUUUUGGAAGUAAAAAAAAAUAAAAAUAAAUUCAUAAA
Messenger RNA from Cyprinus carpio (common carp), 1026 nucleotides. Its product is annotated as transcription initiation factor TFIID subunit 9-like. The record is from RefSeq and is a predicted model, not a curated record. Gene Ontology annotation, cellular component: transcription factor TFIID complex; SAGA complex. Lineage: Eukaryota; Metazoa; Chordata; Actinopteri; Cypriniformes; Cyprinidae. Gene Ontology annotation, molecular function: protein heterodimerization activity; RNA polymerase II general transcription initiation factor activity; transcription coactivator activity. Gene Ontology annotation, biological process: RNA polymerase II preinitiation complex assembly; DNA-templated transcription initiation.